This is a messenger RNA of Neltuma alba, 1438 nucleotides long. Its product is annotated as seipin-1. Gene Ontology annotation, biological process: lipid storage; lipid droplet organization. The coding region runs from base 1 to 1227 and encodes 408 amino acids. Gene Ontology annotation, cellular component: endoplasmic reticulum membrane. NCBI's taxonomy places the organism in Eukaryota, Viridiplantae, Streptophyta, Magnoliopsida, Fabales, Fabaceae. The record is from RefSeq and is a predicted model, not a curated record. The transcript is spliced from 2 exons.
AUGGAAGAAGACGAAAAGCCCUUUCCUCUUUCCCCACAACCACCGAAUUGGGUCGCAAAACUCAUAUCCCUUCAGGCUGAUGUAAUCUACAGGUGCUUUGUUUCUGGCUCCACCCCUUUCUCUGUUGCGUCUGAGUCCUACCAUCAAGCUGAAGAGACCAGAGACAACGUUGAAUCGGCAGUCAACCGAAUGCCGUCCGCCAUCAUCCUCUUAUUUAAGAGGCUCGGACUUGGCUUUCUUAGUGCCGCUUAUGUGUGCAUGGUUCUGUUAUUGGUUCUCCUUCUGGCUGUUGUGCUGGGUGUUGGAUUGGUUCAUCUGUGGGCGGAGGAACCUGUGUUUGCGAGGGAAGAGUUGCACUUCGAUUACACCGACGCUCACCCUACGGCUGUCUUUUCUUUUGACGCUGGACUCAUCAGUGGCCUUGAAGGCUAUAGCAACAACAAGCAGAUAGGUAUUCCGAUUGGCCAUACAUUUUACAUCUCCUUGGUCCUUGUCAUGCCCGAAUCUGACUUCAAUCGGGAGAUUGGCGUCUUUCAGUUGAGCGCAGAACUCCUAUCAGUAAAUGGGAAUGUUACAGUGAAAUCUAGUCAGCCGAUUAUGUUGCGGUACAGAAGCUUCCCAGUCCGACUAGCUAGGACAUUAAUAAUGGGCAUGCCUCUGUUACUGGGAAUAUCUGAGGAAACCCAGAAGAUCAACGUAGAAAUAUUGAAGCACAAGGAGGACAAUCGAAGAACCAAGGCAAUCAAGGCCAUUAUGUGUCCGAGAGCAGGGACAUCGUCUCUGCCGCAGAUAUACAAAGCCGAGAUCGUGAUGAACUCCCAACUACCUGGGGCUAAACAAUUGGUUCACAAUUGGAAGUGGACAUUUUAUGUGUGGGUGUCCUUGUACAUCUACACUGUGCUGCUGAUGAUUCUGCUGUGUUGCUGCAGACCGCUCACUUUUAUGGUGGUACCAGAGUACAUGACGGAACACGGCAGCCCAACGGAACUGAGGAGCGCAGAAGCUGAAGAAUCACAAAUGAGGGAAGCAGAUGAAAGUGAAGUUUCAGAGUUGUUGAGAAAAUGGCGAAGAAGCAGAAGCAAGAGAAAAGCGAUGCUUACGCAGGGUGGUGGUGCAGAGUUGGAAGCCAUGGCGUCAUCGGCUUCCAGCACCACCAUGACUAGAGAAGAAGUAACCAGCACGGCUGUUGAAGAUGUUGGGGACUCUGAAUCGGUCUGCUUAAUUUGACUUCUGCGUCAAGGAUAAUGUGUACUUUAAUUUUCGAGGUUACCUCUGUCCUGGAAAAGUUGGAAUGGUUGGAACUGGCAAACAAUAUCCAACACGAGUGAUUUGCUGUGAGUCUAUAAUAAUAUCACUGGAAGUGAGGGGGGCGAAUGGUUGCUGUUAUAAUGACCAUGGUAGUAAGCUUGGAUUAAUGCGCGCAUGGUAACACCUACUG